This is a messenger RNA of Ectocarpus siliculosus, 1410 nucleotides long. The record is from the annotation of a GenBank genome assembly. NCBI's taxonomy places the organism in Eukaryota, Phaeophyceae, Ectocarpales, Ectocarpaceae.
CUGUCUUCUGUCCUCUCUGCGGCUCUACGGCACUGGUGUUGUGAGCCAUGCGUUGUUUAUCCCUGGCCGUCUUUCUCCUGGGUACCGCCACGAUGUUCCCUGUCGCGGCUUUCGUGCACCCUUAUGCGGCCAGGACCAUGGACGGCCUCGCAUCACCACACGGGUCUUCGAGCAGCGGAUACAGGGCGCAGCGCCUGGCCGCCUACAGCAAUAGCCCCCCCUGCAGCAAAGGGAGCGUCACCGCGCGACACCGAUCCGUGAGGAGGACGACGAGGACGACGACGAUGGGCUUCAAGAGCCCCGUGGACGUCCUGAAGCAAGGGAUUGCCAAGAUCGGGGCGGGGCCCUACGACAAGGACGCGGUGGUCAAGGUCGUCGACGGUUACACGUCCGGAAGCAACAAGGUCGUCGUUUUCUCGUGGACAAGGUGCCCGUUUUGUAAGAAAGCCAAAGGGUUGAUUGAGGAUCUGCUCGCAGACCCGGCUGAUUACGAGUUUGUGGAGCUGGACGAGAGGCAAGAUGGCAACGCUAUCCGAUACGAGUUGAGCCAGAAGACGGGGAGGACGAGUGUGCCGCAGAUCUGGAUCGGCGGGGAGUUUGUCGGCGGCUGCAAUGACGGCCCAGGCGUCUUCACCUUGAUGGACAAGGGCGAGCUGGUACCCAUGCUGGAAUCGGCUGGCUGCGCUUUGAAGAAAUGAUGACAAUCACACCGUGGUUGAAUCAAGUGCCUUGUAGAAGCAGCGGGCCAACACGAACUCAAAACAUCAGCCCUGUUACACCAAACAAGCUGCAGGGAGUUCUUGAAUGACCUCUAGAGGAAUAAGUAGCGUUUUUUUCGUGCAGAUUUCUAGGGGGUUGGGGGCCAUGGCCGUAACCAUGCGUAAGAGGGCGGGGUGGACUGUUUGUUUUUGCCCUGCCAUCGUCCUGGAUCCUGUCGCACAUUCCUUGGGGUUUGAAACGCAGGACUAUCUCAACGAAGACCUGUUCCCAAGCCUAUAACCGGCGGUGUGAGGGAUGCUGUCUGCACGGGUUAGGAAGCGAUCUCGCCGCGCUGGGAGUGAUCGUGGUCUGUCGUUUAUUGUGCGAGCUGUGCUCUUCUACUAUGAUUGUUGUAGGCGACUUCGGGGGGUGCCGUGGCAAUGUUUCUUGCUCUUGGGGUGCUGUUGGCGCUGUCCACCGUACCUCGUCACAGGAACUUGUACCCUAGGUGAGGUAUCCUGAGCAUAGAGAAAAUCAGUCUCAGAUUCUGUCACAAUUUUUCUGUCUCAUCACGAAAUGAUGGUCUUUGUAAGCGAGGCUGGAAUUCUGUCACAAAAUCCUUGGUGCUUGCUUUUUACUGGCGACCCCCUAGACCCCAAUUUUUGGGGAACCUCUAGGUAUAUUGCGGUGCAUCUCUAGACCUCUCUCGCG